AUGAUGUGGACCGCGGAUGGAGUGCGGAUUCUCAUAACCACAUCGGCCACCAUAGCCAUGAUAACCCUAGUCUGCACCCUCUGGGCCCUUUGCGACCUCCACCCACGUUCCAGCGCGCCGCAAACCCACUACGCCACCCGCCCCAUCAACACCUCUCGCCCACUCCAAGCCGACAGGGUCUUCGCCACCUUCCUCACCUCCCUCAGCGAUGACGCCAACCGUGAAACCGACGACAACUACUUCACCGCCGCGCGCAUACUGACGUACCAAAUGCUGCACGCGCCCGAGACGCGCCUGCGCAACCCCGUCCCCUUCGUCGUGUUUGUCGCGAGCUCGGUGUCCGUCUACAAGCGCGAGCGGCUGGAACGCGACGGGGCGACGGUCAUCGAGCUCGCGGGGCUGACGGCCGACUGGCUCGAGCCGGGAGACUCGCGGUGGUCGGACGUGAUGACGAAGGUGCGGAUGUGGGAGAUGGACCAGUUCGGGCUGAUCGCCUUCAUCGACGCCGACACGGUGCUGCUGCAGCCGGUGGACGGCCUGUUCACGGACGCGGCGGUGCGGGAGUGCAAGACGGGGGAGCAGUACCCACCCGUGGCGGCGGCGGCGGCGGCGGCGAGGACCGACGUCAGGGGGCGGACGUCGAGGGCGGCGGAAGCAGCAGCAGCAGCAGCAGCGCCACCGACAUACACGACGGCGGCGGGGGUGGUCCUCCCGCUCGCGGCGCCGCAGCCCGCGUCGUACGUGAUGGCGGCCAUCACGCAGAUCAGCCAGGACCACGACUUCCCGCCCGUCCGCCGGGGCAAGGACGUGCCGAACCCGACGUACUUCAACGCCGGGCUGAUGGUGUUUCGGCCGUCGCGCGCCAUGUUCGCCUACUACCGCUCGUUUCUGGACAUCCCGGGCAUCUUCGACCCCGCGCUGCCCGAGCAGGGGCUGUUGAACUACGCGCACCAGCACGACGGCGACAUGAUGUGGACCAAGCUGGAUCCGGUGUGGAAUACGCAGUAUCCCAGGGUGAACGACAUCGACCACGGCGUGCGGAUGCUGCAUCAAAAGUGGUGGCAUAAGCCGCUGGAGGAGGGCAUGGCGGAGCUGCUGAGAGCCUGGAGGUGGAAGAUGGAGGGUUUCUACGAGGGGCUUGAUCGUAGAGCCCAAGACCGCGCCUAG
This is a messenger RNA of Diplodia corticola, 1167 nucleotides long. Its product is annotated as glycosyltransferase family 8 protein. Lineage: Eukaryota; Fungi; Ascomycota; Dothideomycetes; Botryosphaeriales; Botryosphaeriaceae. Bases 1 to 1167 code for a protein of 388 amino acids. The transcript has a single exon. The record is from RefSeq and is a predicted model, not a curated record. Gene Ontology annotation, molecular function: glycosyltransferase activity. Gene Ontology annotation, biological process: protein N-linked glycosylation.